Leishmania mexicana MHOM/GT/2001/U1103 is the source of this 1611-nucleotide messenger RNA. RefSeq lists its product as hypothetical. The record is from RefSeq and is a predicted model, not a curated record. The coding region runs from base 1 to 1611 and encodes 536 amino acids. NCBI's taxonomy places the organism in Eukaryota, Euglenozoa, Kinetoplastea, Trypanosomatida, Trypanosomatidae. The transcript has a single exon.
AUGCUGUGCACAUCCAUGCGCCGGGCCCAUGCCUGCGUGGCGCACAUCCGCCUGACGUCCUCGUUGACACCGUACGCGUCCGCGCAACUCCCCAAAACGCCGGCCACGUCUCUCGUCUCCUCCUCGUCCACGACCGCCACUGCCGCCGCUGCGGCCUCCUUGCAAGCAUACGCGAUGCCACGACGUUGGCAGUCCUCCGCCACCCCCAACCCAGGCGCCGCAACUGCAGCACCCGAUUCCCACAUGAUGGAGCAGCCACAGCAGGGUAGCAUUGUCGUCACGUACAGCCCGGGAUCUGGCGCGGCCGGCAAUGGACUGACGCUUCCGACGACAGCGCUCACCGGGCAUUGUGACGUUAUUUCCGAAACCUUGUCCAAGGCGGAUGAGCUGCUGCAGCAGAAGAAGGCGCAGGAGGCGCUUGGUACUGGAGCGGACAUCCUCACAGCGGAAGGCAUUGACGAGAUGGUUGAAGAGUUGAAGGAGAUCACGACGAGCGAGGUCGAGGUGCUCGUGGGGCAGAUGCGGUCGCCGGCGGUGGUGCAGCAGGCUGGCAUGCACGAGCUGCGUCGCACGCUCUACUACGCCACCUCACUGAAGGCGCGUGACUGGAUCGAGCCGGCGCAGUAUACGUCUGUGAUGCGUGUCUUGACCGUGGAGCUGCUGCGCCGCGAUAGCGAGGGCGUCUUGGCGCCAGACGAUGUGCUGUAUGUGACGACGCACAUGAUCACGGCAAACUUCUACAAUCGGCACCUGUGGAAUCGAAUGGAGAAGUCUCUGCUGCUGAGGAACUACGACACGAUCGACAUGGCCACCGUAAAGGCCCUCUCAACGAAGCUGUUCAAGACGCGUCGCGGCUGCGCGAAGGAGACACUGGACGUCCGGCGAAAGAUCUUGAGCGCGAUGGCGCGCCGAGUGGCAGUGCUGGCAAACGAUUUCGAUUUGCCGUCCCUUCUUGGCAUCCUGCAGUGCUACACGAUACACGACAUGACACCGCCGCCGAUCCAGUCGCUCGCCGUGCGCGCGACGAAUCAUGUCAGCGAGUUCACGCCGCAAGAGUGCGCAACGCUUUCGCAGGUGCUGCGCAAGUUCAGUCUUCUUCGCCUCGAGGUGUGCGAGCGGCUUAUUGAGCGUAUCUGCACCGCAGACGAACUAAAUCAUCACAUGGUCCACUCUGCUCUGAUAUCCAUCCGCACGUGCUACAACCGCGUCAGCGACUCGGGCCGCAAUGCGCUGCAAGCGGAGCCGACCCGACAGAAGCUGCGAGCCAUGGGGGAGCAGGUGAGCUGCCGCUUGCAAGAAGCCACGUUCCCGACGAUGAACGUAAUACUGAACAUACUCGACAUCGUCGUAAACCUGCGCAUCUACGUGCCGAAAAAGUCCUUGCAGAGCCUCUUUACCCGCGCCUUGAACAUGGUCAAGGUAGUCGUGGAGCAGGAGGAUGAUCUGAUCGACCCCACCACCGGAAAGCGCGUGCGGCCCAUCACGAUGGAGCAAGGCCGUCAGCUGCACGCGCUACUACUGCACUACGGGUCUGACUUGUGCCCAGAUCUGCAGACGCUGCUUAAGCAGUGCUUCAAGGACGGCCUCCUACCCGAUGAAGCGUCACUCUAA